Molecule: messenger RNA, 285 nt
Organism: Anisakis simplex (herring worm)
Lineage: Eukaryota; Metazoa; Nematoda; Chromadorea; Rhabditida; Anisakidae
Source: the annotation of a GenBank genome assembly
AUGCACCUGACAGUUUUAAAGCAUCCAUUAGUGCGAUUCAGCGACGUGCAUGGUGGAUAUUUAGAAGGUGCCACACUUACAUUCAACGUCGAGUAUGAACCCGGAUUAAAGGUGACGUCUCAGGAUUGGGUGGCAAUUAUACCAGCAGGAAGCAAUGAUUUGCGACAGUUUGUCACUUUCCAGGUGAACGAUUCGAUUAGGCGCAAUUUUCUGAUCCCAAUAUGCAUCUACACAUGCCAGGGUGGUGCAAAUCUGAUAUUUUUCUCAUCUUUCAGAUUCACCUGA